Molecule: messenger RNA, 387 nt
Organism: Physella acuta
Lineage: Eukaryota; Metazoa; Mollusca; Gastropoda; Physidae
Source: RefSeq, a predicted model, not a curated record
AUGAUUGUUCGACAUGAUUACUUUGGACAUUUAGACUAUGGGCAUUUAGACUUUGGACAUUUAGACUUUGGACAUUUAGACUUUGGACAUUUAGACUUUGGACAUAUAGACUUUGGACAUUUAAACUUUGGACAUUUAGACUUUGGACAUUUAAACUUUGGACAUAUAGACUUUGGACAUUUAAACUUUGGACAUUUAGACUUUGGACAUUUAGACUUUGGACAUUUAGACUUUGGACAUUUAGACUUUGGACAUUUAGACUUUGGACAUUUAGACCUUGGACAUUUAGACUUUGGACAUUUAGACUUUGGACAUUUAGACUUUGGACAUUUAGACUUUGGACAUUUAGACUUUGGACAUUUAGACUUUGGACAUUUAGACUUUUGA